CUAUUACUAUGGUAACAGAGAUUGUGUCAGUUAGCAACCACCGCGACGAAACGUUACGGACGAUUUCGUUUCUAAUUUCACCCUGAAGAUGAGGACUGUAACAUCGGACAGCGGUCAAGAGGAAACUGUGACCGUGAGAAGAAGUGAAUCAUCGGAUGCUCAGGGGAUUGACGGCCUCGUCAGCCCUUCAGCCCUGGCGGUUUUUGGAAGGGUGAAUGUAAUUCAGCUACUAGAGAAAGCCAACCUAGCAGUGACCUUGGCCAAUGAAAAGGAUGACAUCCUGGCCCACGCUUCCUUCUUCGAUCACCCUGUUGGAGAUUUGGUGGAUCAGGCUCACUGGGAACCUUUCCUGCAGAAACACUUCAGCGCUGAAAACUGCACGCCUUUGAACACACUCUUCCUCCACCUUUUCGUGGCACAGCCGAACUUCACUACAGCAAGUGUAAAGGAGAUAAUGAGGGCUGUCUUUAAUGCCAUUGCAGAGCUUGAAUAUAUCUGCCUGAUCAGCCCAAAUGUCAGCGAUUUAGAGCCAGCACUGGAUGACAUGUUUGAGCCGUUGCAGCGCCUGACUGACCCCGGGCCACAGUGCUUGGCAUUAAUCUGCCACAGGCAGGAGCACUGUCCAAGGCUUCAUAUCCGCCCUGCCAGGGUUGAAGAUCAUGAUGACAUUGUGAGCAUAUUUGAACAGGAGACAAAACUAUUAUCAGUCAUCAAUCAGCCGUACUUCCUGGCAGAACUCAUUGAGGCUCAGAAUGAAGAAAAUCACACCGCUGUUUGCGAGAUUGAUGGAGUAGCUGUUGGCUUCAUCAGUGUUACUGCUGAUGUGGAUUUGAAACAGCUGCGCAACAGCUUUGAGCUCGGUGACUUCAAUGGUUUGUACAAACUGCAGCAAACGAAACGUAAUGAAGCUGCUGCUUCUACUGACCCCAGAGAAGACGAAGAAGAACCAAGACAAACCCAAACAUCCACCUCACAACAGCAGAAGGAGAUACAGUCAACUGGAGCAGGAGGGUUUUCAGAGAAGCCCAACGCUUUCUGUAUUCAGUUCUUCGUUAUUGACAAGAAUUAUGAAAUGAGAUCAGUGGACUUUAUUCCAUAUGUAUUCAAACUUUUCCCUGACCUGGAUUUCUGCGUCAUGACGGUACCGACUCUUUCCCCUGAGUUUCCGUUGCUGCAGAGCUUCCUCAGGGUGCCGCCCCGUGCCACCCGCUCGUUGCCUCACGAACUCUACGUUUUUCACCGCGUUGGGCUACGGCCGGUGGAGGUGAGGCCGGCUGUGGCUGCAGACCAACCUGCUGUCUCUGACCUGGUGAACGGUCUGAAACUGAACGAGUCCCUGCUGCAGGACCUGAAUGGCUUCUGUGAGACCCGCAGUGGCCCAGACGGGGUGCCGCUGCAGGCGUUCGUGGCUCAGGUGGACGGUCAGGUUGUGGGGAUUCUGAUCAUCAGAGAUGAGCAGGACGUCGAGUACAUCCGAGCCCACUACAACAUCGAGAACUUCAUCUAUUUCAGCCAUCACCGCUAUGAGGAGCACGCUCAGAUACGCCACUUUGUCCUCAAACCCUCCCUCCAGCACUUCACCAGACACUUGUUUAAGGAGGUCCUCCGGCUGGCUCACAGAUCCUGCCUGUACCACAGGAUCUACCCCCCGUAUCACAGCCAGGAGAAUUCCUGCGUCCACCAUCUGGAUUUUGUCCUCAACUGCGCGGUUCCCGUCCGCCCACGACGCCAGAUCAUCUACCCACUGGAGGAGCUUGGCAUCAACGCCCCGUCCAGGCGGAUCACCGAGGACCAGGCACCAUUUGCUCUCAGCCUCAUCAGCAGAAAGUUAACCAUGGAGCCAAAGGUCACCAUUAAUGCCAGGACUGUGGUGGUGGGGGCGUCAGACACAGGUUUAUCUUUCCUCGAGGUGCUUUGUUUCUGCCCUCACCUGAGGUUCAACAACCUGACCCUUAUCUCGACACAUGGUUUCCCUGGCGACUAUAACCACGACGACGUCGGGUUUCUGUCCACAAGUCAUGCAUACAGCAGCAGAGACUUGGCCCAGCUCCCUCUGCAUUCCUGCAUCAAUUUGAUGACUGAGAAGGUGGUGGGCAUCAACAGGAAGUCCCAACACGUCCGGGUGUCCGGUGGCCAGAAGGUGCCCUACGACCACCUCAUCCUCUCUACAGGUCUGCAGUACCAGGUGCCCUGUCCCACCGGCGUGGAUCUGAGCCAGCCGGUCUCAAACAGCCAGCUGCAGACUCAGUCCGCUCACCGCAGAUACACCGAGCCCGUUCCCUCCAACCUCUUCACCCUCAAUGACCUCAGUGACUGCAUGGCUGCUCGCCGCUGGCUGUGUGCCAACUUUGUGGAGCUGCAGGAUAAUGCCAUUGUGUACGGAAACAGCAUUGACGUCUACACCACAGUGGAGACUUUGCUCAGCCUUGGUGUCCAUGGAUCUCGUAUCCAUCUAGUCAUCCCACCUCCUGAGCCCGUUGCCUCCUGCUUCAGUGACCCCGCUGUGGGGAAAGCCGUGGUGACGACCUUGGAGAAGGCCAAUGUCCAGGUCCACCAUGACUGCUUGCUGGCCCAGAUGAACAAUGGCGAACACCCCGAACCUCUCACAUCGGUGACGUUCACCACCAACACAGAGCCUCUCCAUCUGCAGUGUGGUGUGUUCAUCAACCUCUCCAAUAAAGGACUCGACUAUGACACUUUCAAGAGCAUCAACAACUCCUUCCUGGUUUUUGACAGCAGGCUUGUCAUAAACGCAACUUUCCACACCAACGACUCAGCCAUUUAUGGUGCUGGACCUCUCACCAAAUUUUCCCGUCGCUACCACACAGACGAGUGGUCGCAUGCCAACUUCAAUUCCAAGGAAGUGGGCCAGGACCUGGCAGCCAUGAUGCUGCCCCUUUUCGACCCGACGCUGGAGCCCGCGGACGAACCUCCACAUGAAAUGGAUCGUCUCGUACCGCUGUACAAACGAGCCAAGAUUCAAGGUGGGAAGCUGCCUGGGGGAUAUGACUACCUGCACGUCACCAAGCCGUCCGCUACCAACCUGACAGGUCCCCCUGUUAAACAUUUACAGGACAGAGGGAUUGUGACCGGACGAGUGGAAAGCGGGAACUACUUCUGUUUGCAUCUCGACUGCAACGAGCUGGUGGAGACGCUCACCUGCUUCUCUCUGAAGCCGCUCUCCGUCUCCAAUUACCUGAGUCUGUAUGGGAAACACCAGCAGCUGCUGGGCCAGCUGCUGACCCGCUACCACCAGGCCCUGAUCCACGACCUGUACAGUUUCUUCAGACAGAGCUGGUGUUUUGCCGUUUAUCACGACAGAUUCUCCGACUUCGAGCAGGAGCUUCGGCAGAUCGCCUCAACUAAGCUGAAGUCGGACUCUAUGUCUCUGCGGGACGACGAGUCGAGGCGGCAGGUGAUGGUGGACGAUGACGACUCAAACGUCCUCCCUCAGGACAGGUUUAAAGACGCCGAGAGUCGAGCUGCUCUGAGAAGCAGCGCUGUGAAAUAUCUGACCUACAACAGAAACCUUCUGCCAAUGUUCGCCUGCCCGGGACAGCUGUGACAGAACAACGAGCAUCAACAAACCUGAGCGACCAAGCUGUGGUGAAAGCGGCAGGGACGGGGAGACCGGUCAGAACUGAGGGGAACGAUGGAGGCGGCCGAAUACAGCGAGGUCCUCGAGGAAAAGCAGCUCCAGAGUGCAGGCGGUCUGAGACUGGGGUGAUGCUUCGCCCUUCAGCACCACAAUGCAAA
Messenger RNA from Xiphias gladius (swordfish), 3756 nucleotides. RefSeq names its product cilia and flagella associated protein 61 (gene cfap61). The coding region runs from base 89 to 3565 and encodes 1158 amino acids. Lineage: Eukaryota; Metazoa; Chordata; Actinopteri; Istiophoriformes; Xiphiidae. The record is from RefSeq and is a predicted model, not a curated record. The transcript is spliced from 26 exons.